GUGGCUGAGGCACCUGGGGGCUAAUUACUGGGUCAAUCAAAGAGAGCAUGGAGAUGGCCAUCCAGCAAAAAGGGGGCUGCACGCAUGCUGGGAGAAGGAGACAACACAAAAAAACAAGUUUUGGGUGGACAGGAGAUCAAAUGGCAAAGGACACUGGAGUCUAUGAUAAAGAGUUUGGCGCAGAUGUAAGCUCAGAAGCAUGAAGACAGCCUCUGAGCCAAGAUGCCCCGCUCUGCAGCCAAGACCCAAGCUGACAAGCGUAGAGGUAGGUUGCCAGUCCACGUGACCACAUCUCCACCGCAGGACCUGGAGUUGGAAGAUAUCAUCCCUGGUCGCUUAACUCAGGCCCAGUGGAUGGACAUGUUGAUCCAGGAGGAUGCAGAUGAGACAGUGGGGGAGAUCAUGGAAGAACUGCUGAGCAAGGUCAUGGAAGGCUGUUUAAAGGUGUACAUUGAAAGACAGCUAGAACCUUUCUCCGCAUCCUGGGCCAAGAGCUACCUCGUGCAGAUUUUAGAGCAGCAAAUCCUGUGCUUAGAUGAAGGAGAAGGACCAGAGGAAGCAUCUAAAACAGAAGACUUGGAGCCUAUGCCAGGAACUUCAGAUGCUUGGGCUCAAGGAUGUUUACCUGUUGUAAAUGCUACCCCUCAGCCUGACCCCGCCUCACAACAGGAGGCUGGCAUUGUUCAGGUCCCAGCACAAACAAAGCCAAGACUCAACCAGCAAUGUAAUGUUGUGGCUCACACAAGCAGCUUUCCAAAGCAAUUUGAAAAGGAAACAAGUCCCAGGAGGCCUGUCAGUGACAAGUGCUAUAAAGUACUUUUUCCUCGCUCCCCACCAAAAGUUAAUCAAAGGAAAAAGCAGCAGGUUUAUUUACCUCCCAAGCCUGUUGCAGGUAAAUUACUGCCAUCCCUGUCCUGUUCAGCAGAGAAAAAGGCUGUGGAGGUAAAGAGUAAAAAUAGAACAGAUUCUGUUUAUAACCAUAUGACUGGAUCAAUAUAUCAGCAUAAGGACUACCAACCCAUACCAAGGCUUGAUCACUCCCUCCUGCCUCGACACUGCAUCUUUCCUCAGUAUGAGAUUGUGGAUAAUAACUACACAAGAUCCAACUCCAAGAAACCGAGUGGACUAUCCAAACUAGAACGAAGAUAUAACAAGCAGCAAACUGAGUGGACUGUAACAUCACUGAAGCCACUAAACAGCUCCAAGGAUCAGCCAGCAAAGGUUCAGAAGAGAAAUGAAGCAGAUGUCUGGCUGAAGAGAUUGUCUCCCUCUAUACAUAGAAGGGAAGGGAUGGUGUCCUCUUGGCCUCUGAGGAUGGACACAAUGGAUUUGGCCAAGGGUGUUUCUCUCCUGGACCCCCAGGCAGUUGAAAUGAACCCUUUCAAAUGUAACCCUCCGGCCCAGUCUACCAAGCUGAAGCUGAUACACAGUGAUGUAGCUAUGCCACUGCUUUCAGUUGACCAGGUUACCACAGGUCCACCACCUCGCAUCAUGCCAUUGUUUGAGUCAAAGAACUGGGACAACUGAUUAUAAAAUUUUGUGAUAAUUCAUGUAUGUCACUGUAUUAAGAGCAGAAUGAGUUAUAGCCAUAUCAUAUCAUAUGUUAAUGAAACAAAAAUAUCCCUUUAAUACAAGAAUAUGUCAUACAAUGUCUAGGUUAUGACAGAUGGUUAUAUAUGUUUUGAAAAGAUUUUGGCUCACUCCAUUUUCCCCAUGCAUUGUUUGCAGUUAGUGAGAUACAAUAUACAUGUAUUAAAAUAUAUGACCUGAUAAACUGGGAA
This is a messenger RNA of Micropterus dolomieu (smallmouth bass), 1781 nucleotides long. RefSeq lists its product as uncharacterized. The transcript is spliced from 4 exons. Lineage: Eukaryota; Metazoa; Chordata; Actinopteri; Centrarchiformes; Centrarchidae. The record is from RefSeq and is a predicted model, not a curated record. Bases 223 to 1527 code for a protein of 434 amino acids.